UCGUCCAAGCCGAAGCGGGUGAGAACAGGAUGUCUGACAUGUCGAGAGAGGCAUUUGAAGUGCGACGAGGCCAUGCCGCAUUGCAAUAAUUGCAAGAAGAGCAAUCGCACUUGCAAGAGAGGCGUGCGUCUGAACUUCAUUGAUACAUGGGAGUCAAAACCACCGACAUACGUGACGGCAUGGGGCACGCACGAUUGGAAUGUGGAGUUCCAAGACGAGUCGAGGGAGAUUGCCAGCGAGUAUCAGGGUGGUGAGGAGAGGUAUCGACAUCUGGAUCGAGACAAGAGGCGGACCGUCUACCCUCCUCCGAUCGACUCGGCGACCUCGUUUGAGUUUCCUCACCAUCAACAACAACCGCAAGCUCCGCCGAUGGGUCAAAUUCUACCGCCUGUGCAAGCUCUCAUUCCGGAUCAGUAUGCCGAGCAGAAUGUCCACCAGCAGAGCAUGUUCGAGCCGCAGCCAGUAAUGAAGCAGGAGAUGAAUUCUUACCAGCCGCAACAACCGCCGCAUUCAGCACCGCCGCAGCAAGUGCAGUAUGCGGAGUCGAAUGUCAGCAGCCUUCAUGCCCGGGGAGGCUCGGUCGCAUCUUUCAGUAAUAUGGAUACGGAUCUACCAGACCCGGAGUCAGCCAAGAAAGAAGUCCUGGACAGCCAAGAGGAGACGUUCUUCAUGCAGGUUUUCGUGGAGGAAGUCGGUCUUUGGAUGGACAGCAUGGAUCCUCAGAAACAUUUCUCCCGGCUACUGCCAUUCCACUCGCUCUCCGAACCGAUGCUGCUGAAUGCUUUCCUUGCAUGCGGCGCACGGCAUCUUACUCUGAUCAACUCAGCCUACACCGAGGAGAAGGCUUUGCACUACUACGACACUGCGACGAGAUAUCUGUUGAAGAAUUUACAGAAUCCCAACCGAGAUACAGUCAUCUGUGCGACUACGGCCGUCAUCCUCAACGUCUACGAGAUCAUGAGCGAACGAGCACUCCAACGCAUGAACCACAUCGCCGGUGCACGAGCACUCAUCAAAGAAUGUGGCUGGGACGCUCGAGCACAAGGCAUCGGCUCCGCAUGUUUCUGGCUGAACGUUGGUCUGGAAGUGCUCUCAUGUCUACACUUCAACUGGCAAGUAGCAUGGAACCCGGACGACUGGGGUGUGGACAUGGACUUCUCCCGAGAGAUCCACAACGGUCGAGAGGAAGUCUGGACACAUCGCAUGUUGUUCAUCAUUGCGAAGGUGUGCAACUUUCGUGCGACGGCUCCACGGACGCCUGCUGGUAACACCCAGGAUGAGCAGAUUCGCAUGCAGCAGAGGCAUGAGGAGUGGUCGAGGUUGAAGGGCAUGUGUGAUGCGUGGAACGAGGGUGUGCCAAGGACGAUGCAUCCUAUGGCGUAUCUGCAUCCGUUUCAGACGAAUUCGAAGAGUGCUUUUCCGGAGGUUUGGCUGAUCAAGCGGGCGACUAUUGUUGCGAGGCUCUUCUACCACACUGCCAUGCUCCUCAUGGCUCAAACGCACCCAUACUACGACGUCACCCACCCCGAAAUGGCCACCAUGCAAACCACACACAGCCGGACGAUAUGUGGCAUCGUCGCACACGUCAAGGAUCGAGGAGUCGCAUCCGUCGCCAUCCGAAGUCUUCACCACGCCGCCGAAUGUCUCACCGACCGCAAAGAACAGGAAGAAGUCCUUCAAGUCUUCGAGAAAAUCAAUAAAGAGACCGGUUGGCGGAUUGGGUUUGUCUUCAAAGGCCUGAAGGAGAAGUGGGGUUGGGUGGAGGAGCCGAGUCCAUCUCAACUGCCACAAACUCAGAUGGCCCAGCCGCAACAACAACUCCAGCCCCGUCUGAGCUCCAUGGCGCCUCCGAUCUCCGCACCUCAACCCACCGCCACACCGCCAAAGAAGGGAGGUUUUCCCGUGGGCAUUCCGAAUCCACUGUAUGCGAAAGCGGACUUUAAUCUUCCGCAGCAUCCGUAUCAGAAUUUCUAUGUGGCGCCGAGUCAUAGUGGGCAG
Messenger RNA from Zymoseptoria tritici IPO323, 1998 nucleotides. RefSeq names its product fungal transcriptional regulatory protein. The record is from RefSeq and is a predicted model, not a curated record. Gene Ontology annotation, biological process: positive regulation of transcription by RNA polymerase II. NCBI's taxonomy places the organism in Eukaryota, Fungi, Ascomycota, Dothideomycetes, Mycosphaerellales, Mycosphaerellaceae. The transcript has 3 exons. Gene Ontology annotation, molecular function: transcription cis-regulatory region binding; zinc ion binding; DNA-binding transcription factor activity, RNA polymerase II-specific. The annotation marks the transcript as partial. Gene Ontology annotation, cellular component: nucleus.